AAAACUGCGCCUCCUCUAUCUCUUAUUCUCUUUCCUCAGAAAAACAGAGGAAGACACGGAAAGAGUGAAUGACUGUUGUCACAGUCGAUGAUAUCGUCUUCAUUGUAUACUCUGAAGCUAAUGGCGACGGAGCUGAGGUUAUGAAGCAGAGAUAAGAACAAUGGUCAUGAUGGAGUGUCUUGGAACUCGAAACAUUGCAGCAAUGGCGGGUUAUCCUUCCCCUGCACGGAGGUGUCGAGCAAGGAGACUAAGUGGGAAACACUCGACUCGGCUUCAUUGGUACCGUUCCCGUAUACCAACUAUACAAGCGAGGGCUGGUGAUGGGAGUGAAAGCUGUGUGGUCGUUAAAGAAGAUUUUGUUGACGAGGAAGAUUAUAUCAAAGCUGGGGGUUCGGAGCUACUUUUUGUCCAAAUGCAGCAGACCAAGCCCAUGGACAAGCAGGCGAAGAUCGCCGACAAGUUGCCAUCAAUAACUGUUGGAGAGUCUAUACUUGAUUUGGUAGUGAUUGGUUGUGGUCCGGCUGGCCUCUCUUUGGCUGCAGAAUCGGCUAAGUUAGGCUUAAAAGUUGGCCUCGUUGGACCAGAUCUUCCUUUUACGAAUAAUUAUGGUGUGUGGGAGGACGAAUUUAAAGGUCUUGGGCUUGAAAAGUGCAUUGAGCAUGUUUGGAAAGACACCAUUGUUUAUCUUGAUAGUGAUGAUCCAAUUCUGAUUGGCCGUGCAUAUGGACGAGUUAGUCGUCAUUUGUUACAUGAAGAGUUAUUGAAAAGGUGUGUCGAGUCAGGUGUUUCAUACCUUAAUUCAAAGGUGGAAAGGAUCAUUGAAGCUACAGAUGGCCAUAGUCUUGUCAUUUGUGAAAGAGAUAUUAUUAUUCCUUGCAGGUUUUACAGGUUUGCAACUGUUGCAUCUGGAGCAGCUUCAGGGAAACUCUUGCAGUAUGAGGUGGGGGGGCCCCGUGUUUCUGUGCAAACAGCUUAUGGGGUAGAAGUUGAGGUGGAAAACAAUCCAUAUGAUCCUAGUUUAAUGGUUUUCAUGGACUAUAGAGAUUACACAAAACCGGCAGUUCAAUGCUUGGAAGCAGAAUAUCCAACAUUUCUUUAUGUCAUGCCCAUGUCACCAACAAGAGUUUUCUUUGAGGAGACUUGUUUGGCCUCAAGAGAUGCCAUGCCCUUUGAUCUGUUGAAGAAAAAAUUGAUGUCUAGGUUGGAUAACAUGGGUGUUCGAAUAAUAAAAACUUAUGAAGAGGAGUGGUCCUAUAUACCUGUUGGUGGAUCAUUACCAAAUACAGAGCAAAAGAAUUUAGCAUUUGGUGCUGCAGCUAGCAUGGUGCAUCCAGCUACAGGCUAUUCAGUUGUGAGAUCUUUAUCAGAGGCUCCAAAAUAUGCUUCUGUAAUUGCAAAUAUAUUGAAGCAAGGAAUGGAUUCCAAGCAUGUAAUGACUCCUGAUAAGAACAUUGGAAAUAUUUCAAUGCAAGCUUGGAGUUCUCUUUGGCCACAAGAAAGGAAACGUCAGAGAUCAUUUUUUCUCUUUGGACUGGCAUUAAUUUUGCAAUUGGAUAUUGAAGGCAUCAGAACAUUCUUUCACACUUUCUUCCGUUUACCUAAUUGGAUGUGGCAGGGUUUUCUUGGUUCUACCCUUUCAUCAGCAAACCUCAUAGUGUUUGCUUUUUAUAUGUUUGUUAUGGCACCGAAUAGCAUGAGAAUGUGCCUAAUUAGACAUCUUCUUUCUGAUCCUACUGGAUCAACUAUGGUGAGAACUUUUCUGACUUUAUAAUUUGAGUGCGUCAAGUUUAAACACAUAUAUUGUUCUAUCCUACUGUAUUACUCUAACGUAGAAGUAUGAAUCAUUGGAAGGUUGUGUAUAUAAUACAUUUCUUCGUAUAUUCUGAAAUCUUA
Messenger RNA from Nelumbo nucifera (sacred lotus), 1893 nucleotides. It is a transcript of the gene LUT2, whose product is annotated as Lycopene beta/epsilon cyclase protein. Gene Ontology annotation, biological process: carotenoid biosynthetic process. Gene Ontology annotation, molecular function: oxidoreductase activity, acting on paired donors, with incorporation or reduction of molecular oxygen. Lineage: Eukaryota; Viridiplantae; Streptophyta; Magnoliopsida; Proteales; Nelumbonaceae. The record is from RefSeq and is a predicted model, not a curated record.